AGUGGAAGGAAAAAGAGGAGAGAAAGGGAUCUUUUUGACCCGUUCCCUUUUUUUAGAGGGGCGGACGGGGGGCGAUGAGAUCGGGGGCGGUGGUCAUGGCGUGGAACGUGUUCAGGUUCUGCACCGCGCUGCGGGGCCUCGGCUCCCUUAUGAUCCUCAUCGUCCUCGGCAUCGUUGGUGUCAGCUACUACGCCGUCGUCGUCGCCAUUUACGGCCCCGCCCUCCUCACCGCCGGCUGGCUCGAUUCGCUCCUGGCCGUCGGUGUCUUGGUCCCCUUCCAUCUCCUGCUAGGAUUGCUUCUAUGGGCCUAUUUCUCUGUUGUCAUCACGGACCCUGGCAGUGUUCCACCACAUUGGAAGCCUGUCAUUGAUGAGGAGGAAGGAGAAACUGCUCCACUAGCCAACUCGGAGUUCACUAGUCAUAUUCUGAAUUUGCAACAACCAGGACCCGUUGCGGACACAGGUAGCCCAAGGAUAAGAUACUGCAGGAAGUGCAACCAGUUGAAGCCACCUCGUUGCCAUCAUUGUUCUGUUUGUGGGAGAUGUGUACUAAAGAUGGAUCACCACUGUGUGUGGGUUGUAAAUUGCGUGGGAGCUUUAAAUUAUAAGUUCUUUCUUCUUUUUCUGUUUUACACAUUUCUUGAGACGACUCUUGUUACUGUUUCACUAUUUCCCCAUUUUAUUGCUUUCUUUAAAGAUGUGGAGAUCCCUGGAACACCAGGAACACUUGCAGCUACGUUUAUUACAUUUGUGUUGAAUCUGGCUUUUGCAUUAAGUGUUCUUGGGUUUCUUGUCAUGCACAUAUCUUUAGUGAUGAAGAAUACUACAACCAUUGAGGCAUAUGAGAAGAAAACAACUCCAAAAUGGAAGUACGAUCUCGGUCGAAAGAAGAACUUUGAACAGGUGUUUGGAACGGAUAAGAAAUACUGGUUCAUCCCUGCAUAUUCCGAGGAAGAUUUGAGAAGAAUGCCAGCCCUGCAAGGACUCAAGUAUCCCACAAAGCCGAAUCUGGAUGUACAGUAGCUCUAAAAGGUUGAUGUGGAAAUGGAAAUCUCCCUCUUCCUCUUCUGCAACAGACGUAGGCCCGAGAAAUAGCUUUGUACAUGCAGACCACUGAUCUUUCGCGGCUGUUCAGCAAGCACAUCUCCUAUCACAAUCUCUUCCAAAAUUUAACAUCAAAUGUGUAAGCAAGAUAGUUGAGAAAUAAAAAUAAAAAAAAACAAUGUGUUACUCCAAAUUUGUCGAAGUUUGAUGGCAUUCCGACAAGAUGUUCACGGUAUA
This is a messenger RNA of Musa acuminata subsp. malaccensis (wild Malaysian banana), 1280 nucleotides long. Its product is annotated as probable protein S-acyltransferase 14. The record is from RefSeq and is a predicted model, not a curated record. Lineage: Eukaryota; Viridiplantae; Streptophyta; Magnoliopsida; Zingiberales; Musaceae. Gene Ontology annotation, molecular function: palmitoyltransferase activity.